Molecule: messenger RNA, 951 nt
Organism: Strongyloides ratti
Lineage: Eukaryota; Metazoa; Nematoda; Chromadorea; Rhabditida; Strongyloididae
Product: MSP domain and PapD-like domain-containing protein
Exons: 1
Coding region: 1-951 (316 amino acids)
Source: RefSeq, a predicted model, not a curated record
AUGAUACCAGGAUGUAAAGGUGGUGAUAAAAAGAAAACUGGUAAUGAUCCAAAGAUCAAAAAUGCUAGAUCAAAUGAUGUAAGUAAUAAAAAUAAAAAGGGACCUAAGAAAACAACAGAAAAAACUGAUAAAGGUAAAAAGGAUGCCAAACCAGAAGAUGAUAAGAAAGAUUUACCCAAAAAAGAAACCUCUAAAAAAGUUGACGCACCAAAAGAUGAUCCUAAAAAGGCUGUGUCAGGCAAAGAAGCAGGAAAGGGAGAUAAAAAACCAGCUGACGGUGAAAAGAAAGAUGGAGAAGGUGACAAAAAAGAUGAUGCCAAAAAAGAAGAAUCCAAAAAAGAAGGUGAUAAAAAGGAUGGUGAUAAAAAAGAUGGUGAUAAAAAAGAAGAUGAUAAGAAAGAUGGUGACAAAAAAGAAGAUGAUAAAAAAGAUGCAUCGGUCAAAGACGAUUCAAAGAACGAUGAUGAGAAAAAAGGAGACGAGAAAAAGGAUGAAAAAAAAGAUGAAAAAAAAGAUGACGAUAAAAAAGAAGAUGAUAAAAAAGAAAGUGAAAAGAAGGAAGGUGAUAAAAAAGAAAAUGAUGCAAAUAAUAACGAGUCUGCAAAACCAGCUUCAGAAAAUAAUGAAAUCAAACCCAGUAAAGAUAAGAUUGUUUUUGAAAAAGUACCAGGAAAAGCAGUCAUUGAAUUUGAAAAUAAAACUGAUGCUAAACGUGCUAUUAAAAUUAAAUGCUCCGACAAUAAUACAUAUAAAGUAAAUCCUGUUUUCCAAUACAUUGAACCUGGUAAAACAGUUAACGUUGAAAUCAUACGUUCCAAUGCACCAGCUAAAGUUGACAAAAUAGUUAUUCAAAGUACUCCAGCUACUCUUUCUGGAAAUGAACCACAAAAUGAAUUUAAGAAGAAUGAAAAGUAUCCAAUGUGUGUUGUACCACUUUCAGUGGCUAGUUAA